Monodelphis domestica (gray short-tailed opossum) is the source of this 950-nucleotide messenger RNA. RefSeq names its product ER membrane protein complex subunit 10 (gene EMC10). The record is from RefSeq and is a predicted model, not a curated record. Gene Ontology annotation, cellular component: EMC complex. Lineage: Eukaryota; Metazoa; Chordata; Mammalia; Didelphimorphia; Didelphidae.
UCGGGGAACAGGGUGGAGCGUGGCCUGCUUUAGGCGCUCUCUGUUGUGUGACGUCACGGGAGAGGAGGCGCCUGAGAGAGAGCGACAGAACGCUGGAGCAGGGGCUCCCAGAGAGGUUUGCGCGCGGUCACGUGAGUACGGCCGAACGGUAAUGGCGGCCCCCUGGUUCCUGUUCCUGCUGCUGGCGGCGCCGGACGCAAUCCAGGGGAGCGGCUGCCGGGCCAACGCUCGGGGGGCUGGGGCUGAAGGCUGUGGGCCCACCGGACUUCUGCUGGAACACUCCUUCGAGACAGAUGACAGCGUCCACUUUCGGAAACGGGGCUCCCUGACGUGGAACGUGCAGGACGGGACGAUCACCCUGACUCAGAGGCAGCUGACCGAGGACGAACGGGGCCGCCUGAGGGAUGUGGCGGCUCUCCACGGCCUGUACAGGGUCAGGGUGCCCCGGAAGCCAGGGACCGCCGAGGGUCUGGCCGCAGCCGGCUACGUCUCCUCCUUCGUCCCCGCGUGCUCCCUGGUCGAGUCCCACCUGUCUGACCGGCUGACCCUGCACGUGGAUGUUGCUGGCAACGUGGUGGGCCUGUCCGUGGUGACCGAGCCUGGGGGCUGCCGGGGCCACGAGGUGGAGGAGGUCGACCUGGAGCUGUUCAACACCACCGUCCAGCUGCAGCCCCCCCUCACGGCCCCCGGGCCAGAGACGGCCGCCUUCAUUGAGCGGUUGGAGAUGGAACAGGCCCAGAAGGCCAAAAACCCCCAGGAACAGAAGUCCUUCUUUGCCAAAUACUGGAUGUACAUCGUGCCCAUCGUCCUGUUCCUCAUGAUGUCUGGCGCUCCGGAUGCUGGCAGCCAGGGAGGGGGUGGGGGCAGCGGCGGGUGGGGGCAAUGGGAGGUGAGGGGGGGGCUGUUUAUUUGAUGUAAAGUUUGUCACUGAAUAAACUGCUGGGAGCCGA